Drosophila mauritiana is the source of this 1632-nucleotide messenger RNA. It is a transcript of the gene Rab11, whose product is annotated as ras-related protein Rab-11A. Gene Ontology annotation, cellular component: recycling endosome. The transcript is spliced from 5 exons. Gene Ontology annotation, molecular function: GTP binding; GTPase activity. The coding region runs from base 267 to 911 and encodes 214 amino acids. NCBI's taxonomy places the organism in Eukaryota, Metazoa, Arthropoda, Insecta, Diptera, Drosophilidae. Gene Ontology annotation, biological process: exocytosis. The record is from RefSeq and is a predicted model, not a curated record.
AUCGAUAAGUAUCGCCGAAAUAAUUUCGAUGUACCGAUGUUUUUCAACAUCUCUAGUCUCGUUGGAAAUAUAACGUGACGUUAUUGGGAGUGACUAAGUUUUCGUUGUAAAGUGUGUGAGCCAACGACAAACGCAUUAAAGAAAUCGGCGGCGCGCAGGGAUUAUUGGAUUUCGUUUAGCACCCGCACACACAAAACAAAAAGGACGGAACUGGAUUUCCAAAGGAUAUCGAACCGAGCGAGCGAUAGCAAAACAAAUUGAGCAAAAUGGGUGCAAGAGAAGACGAGUACGAUUAUCUGUUCAAAGUUGUCCUUAUCGGUGACUCCGGUGUUGGCAAAAGUAAUUUGCUCUCACGUUUCACGCGCAAUGAAUUCAAUUUGGAGUCCAAGUCGACGAUUGGCGUCGAGUUUGCAACGCGCAGCAUAGAGGUCGAUGGCAAAACAAUUAAAGCGCAAAUCUGGGAUACGGCCGGCCAGGAGCGUUAUCGCGCCAUCACCUCUGCCUACUACCGCGGUGCCGUGGGGGCCCUGCUCGUCUAUGACAUUGCCAAGCAUCUGACCUACGAGAACGUGGAGCGGUGGCUGCGGGAGCUGCGCGACCAUGCCGACCAGAACAUCGUCAUCAUGCUGGUGGGCAACAAGUCCGACUUGCGGCACUUGCGCUCCGUGCCCACGGACGAGGCGAAGCUGUUUGCCGAGCGCAACGGCUUGAGUUUCAUAGAAACCUCGGCCCUUGACUCCACGAACGUUGAAACGGCAUUCCAGAACAUACUCACAGAGAUCUAUCGCAUUGUGUCGCAGAAACAGAUCAGAGAUCCGCCGGAAGGCGACGUCAUCCGCCCGUCGAACGUGGAGCCCAUCGACGUGAAGCCGACUGUCACCGCCGACGUGCGCAAACAGUGCUGUCAGUGACCGCCCCAAGCAAUUUUCGCUAUUCCCCGCAACCGCCAGAACAGCAACAUAAACAGAAGCAACAGCAAUUACAACUACGACUACAAGAGGAGCAGCAGCGGCCAGAACUGCAACACCAAGAUCAGAAGCAGUGCACACCCGAUGGACCGCACAGGAUGUCUAUGCGUUUGUCAGCCACAGUUUGUCGUGUGCGCAUAAAUUGAUAAAUCAAAUGAAAUCGAAGCCGCCACUCCACCACCAACACCACCACCACCAUCAGAAGCAGCAGCAGCAGCAAAAGAAUCGAAAGCAACAACAUCCGGCUGUAGUUAACUGCGGUUUAAACUGAAGUUUUAUAUAUACAUACAGAUCAAUGAGUAUCGCAUAAAUCGACCGCCGCGGAAAGAAAGCAAGCAAAACUAAACACUCCAAAUUCAGUUUAAGCUGUAGAACUAUAAUUUAUAUAAAUAUACAUAUAUGCUAAUAUUAAAAUAUUAAUAUUAUUAAUUUUUCGCAACAUAAAUAUAUAGUUGUAAUUUCGCGAGCAGAACAACAACAAACAACCGGAAAUUCUUCGACUUAAAUGCAAAUUCAUUACCACAGCACUGCAGCUCGGAUUUUCUUCUUCGGUUUGUCGCAACAUUUUAAACGAUUGGCCACUUGGUAAAACUAGCUGAUAAUGAGAAAUCAAACAAGAACAGUUGUAAAACUUUAAAUGCAUAAAUGAAACGAAAUAACAUCA